This is a messenger RNA of Paramisgurnus dabryanus, 3120 nucleotides long. It is a transcript of the gene dcun1d4, whose product is annotated as DCN1, defective in cullin neddylation 1, domain containing 4 (S. cerevisiae). Lineage: Eukaryota; Metazoa; Chordata; Actinopteri; Cypriniformes; Cobitidae. Gene Ontology annotation, biological process: protein neddylation. Gene Ontology annotation, cellular component: ubiquitin ligase complex. Gene Ontology annotation, molecular function: ubiquitin conjugating enzyme binding; ubiquitin-like protein binding; cullin family protein binding. The record is from RefSeq and is a predicted model, not a curated record.
UGAAGGCUAAAUAAGGCCACCAAAUGAAUUGAAAUUGAACAGAAAUAGCAGUUGGCUGCAGCAAGAUAUGUACUGCAUGUACUGCAGGCUUUAAAUUGCAAGAAUGAGGCUCGAUUCUGACUAUAGUCUACUACACAUACUUUAAACGGGUUCAUUAUACAAUGUUUUAUACAUCAUGUUUUGUAAACUGUAUUUGAGAAGGUGGUUGGCUUUGGUGUGGUGCAUUAGGAGCGUAAAGUUUUUAACUUUUGUAUGUCUACAAACAUUCUUGCUGCUACAUCCAUAUAGCUGUGUCCCAAUUCAAAGGCUGAAUCCUUCAAAGAAAGCAUGCAUUUUCCAAAGAUUAAAACUCGAUCUUUGAAGGUCGCAGCCUGCGAAGUCCACGAAGAGAACUGAAAUGAUACAGAUAGCUUUCGGAGGAUCCAUAUAGUUUCGUCACCUGCUGUACGUGCCCAACGCGCCUGUCAGCAGGACACAGCAGAGACAUGUCUGACUUAUUAAAAUAAAUAUGUAACCAGAAAUAUAUUUAUUUUAUUAUUAUUUUACUAAGAAAAUAUGUCACGUUGAUUUACCUGUCGAACAGUAAAUCAAAUUAACCAACCGUGUAAAUAUACGCAACAUACACAGCAUAUUAUUUAUACAAAAAAAAAAGUAUAAUACUAAAACAGUGACAAGAGCCUUUAAUCUGUUAAAUACACACUGUUUAUUUUAAAAUAUCCAGUCAUUAUAUUUAGCCAUUACAGGUGCGCAAUGAAUCUCGGGAUAGCCUAGGCUGUUCCAUUCGUUCUACCCUUCGCAGCCCGGAGAAAGUAGGACGAAUUGGGACACAGCUUAUAUGUUAAUGCUAGUUACUUUAAAUAUGUGGCUUCUCAUGUUUUGAAGACAAAGGAAGAGCUGAAUCCAUUGUCAAGUACAGUGUUUACAGAAAACAGGAGACAUUACAAAUCCAAGAGGCUGAGGCUUUCUCUAGCAAGAGAUGUCUGGAGUGGUUCUAUGAAUAUGCAGGAUGUGAUGAUGUUGUUGGACCAGAGGGAAUGGAGAAAUUCUGUGAGGACAUUGGAGUGGAACCAGAGAAUGUGGUGAUGCUGGUAUUGGCCUGGAAACUUGAUGCACAGAGUAUGGGUUACUUCACAUUACAGGAGUGGCUCAAGGGAAUGGGCUCAUUGCAGUGUGACUCUACUGAAAAACUCAGGAACUCUUUAGACUACCUGAGGUCUGUCCUUAUUGACGCCACCAGUUUCAAACUCAUUUACCGAUAUGCCUUCGACUUUGCCAGGGAGAAGGAUCAGAGGAGUCUAGACUUGAAUACUGCCAAAUGCAUGCUGGGACUUCUGCUUGGGAAGACUUGGCCACUGUUUCCAGUGUUUAACCAGUUUCUAGAACAAUCUAAGUAUAAGGUUAUAAAUAAAGAUCAAUGGUGCAAUGUUCUAGAAUUCAGUAGGACUAUCAACCUUGACCUCAGUAACUAUGACGAGGAUGGGGCUUGGCCAGUGCUUUUGGAUGAGUUUGUGGAAUGGUAUAAAGACAGAGAAAUGUCGUAGCGACGACUUUUCCGCCAACACCAUCACCAACUAGAAAUCAAUCGCCAACAAAAUCACCAUGAAAGAAACAGCUUUGAAACAAACAUCUAGACGACAAAGUACAAAUGAAAACCGAAGUGUUCGGGACACACUGUUGGUGGCCCCUGGCGGUGAGGGCCGAGCGUAUGAGUGUUUGCAUAGAAUGUAAUUAAUAAUGCACAUGUUUGUAUGUCGCCCUUUUAGCCGGGGCUAUAGGAGGGUCACUGGUGGUUGUGUGUUGUAGAAACAACAUCCCACCAACUCCACCUAAUGCCCCUCUAGCCCACAAUGCAUUGUGGCUAAGCACAAGGCCAGCCUUUGGGCUGCCUUCCUACCCCACUGUGAUGUUUCAUAUUGCUGUGAAUGUUUCGAUAGGCUCUUGUGUGUGGAGGAUGAAUUCUGAUACUCCACAAGGCUGGGUAGAUAAAACUCCCAUGUUGUCUGAGGUCUUAAGAAAGGAAGGAGAGAAUAAGAACAUCUGCUUGGUUGUUGACUGAAGUAACCUUUGAUGGUGUCGCUGUGCUGGUAUGGUCAAAAAAAAAACUGUUUACUAUGGCUUCCAUGUUGGAGGAUGACGUGAGUCGGCAUGUUACCAUAGUACAACAGUGACCUUUAUCAUCUCUUUUAUUUUAACACGUCUCACCACGUUUCGUUGGCACUUAUUUAAUGCACUACAAGCAAGCAUGUACUUUAAGUGACAUUCUUAAUGCCUAAAAUGGAAAGGGUAUCAGUAACCCAGCACCCGUUACAUGUCUUAAUAUUGAUAACGAGAUUCUUAUUCGGUACUUUUGCCAGACUGUCUACAUGUAUUAGAGGUGAACCAAAAUAUACUGUAGAACUACUGUACAGUACAUGUAUGUUCCAGGCAUGAAAUAUUGCAAAGUAUAUGGCUUGCAAAUAUAAAAUAAAAUGGUGCAAUUGUAUAGAAAGAGAAAAACAUUUGUGUAAACUUCACCUACUUCCCCUCUGUUCCAUAGCUACAGACUUUGAUCUGAAGUAGCUUGGGAAGAUGUAUUAAUUACUGGAAUGCGGUCAGGUUAGUUACAUAAUGAGUGUACGUGUCUUUCCUUUUAAAAUAUAGCACAUUACAUACAGCAAAAAAGCCAGUUAUCAUUUCUGACACCCAACAUGCACAUUGGCAACACAUCUCAGCAGUUACGACCAUCUUGCCAAAGAGUACGAGCAGGUUCUUUACGGAAAACAGGUUUUUACAUUCGUUGUAUCACUUGAUCAUGUGUCUGAUAUCAUUUUAGUCUUGUCCAUGAUCAAGAUGUAACUACGUUGUUCAUGUCAAAAUAGAUUGAGAGAUCUCAGUGACGGAAAGAAGAUAGGAAACAAGAAAGCGGUUAAAGUGCACUUUUGUAAUAGAUUGCCACAAUAAAUAAAUAGAAAUAGACAGUCUGCCCCAAGCGCUGAAAGUCCUUUGGCCACACCCUCUUCCACAGGUCUUGUGGACAAAUGUGAUCACCUUAACCAAUAGUGACCUAUGCCUAGCUAACUAUUUAACGUUCUAGUUACGUUUGUAAAACGUGUUAAGUUUUGUCUAUGGCUGUGGCGUGAA